Molecule: messenger RNA, 2306 nt
Organism: Callorhinchus milii (elephant shark)
Lineage: Eukaryota; Metazoa; Chordata; Chondrichthyes; Chimaeriformes; Callorhinchidae
Gene: ndc1
Product: NDC1 transmembrane nucleoporin
Exons: 18
Coding region: 30-2057 (675 amino acids)
Biological process (GO): nuclear pore organization
Cellular component (GO): nuclear pore transmembrane ring
Molecular function (GO): protein-macromolecule adaptor activity
Source: RefSeq, a predicted model, not a curated record
GGAAGUGAGGGUGAGCGGGAAGCCCGAACAUGGAGUCGGCACCGGGAGGACGGCUGGUCAGCAAGGUGCUGAGCUGGAGGGCAGCGGCUGCCAUCGCCUGGUCUGUGCUGCUGCUGCCUCUCUCCACCUUCUCCUUCAUCUUCCUGAGCCGCAUCAGCCUCCUGCACCCCGUCCAGUGGGCAACAGACUCGCUGCAAGAAAUGUACAAUUCGUACACUGCCUUCUCCCUGCUGGUGCUGGCUGGCAUCGUGGUGACCAUCGGCACUUUCAACACCGAGUUUUACACUGUUGAGCCUUCCAUCCCGUGCAGUCGGAUUGCGCUGCUGGGGAGCGUGUUCCACCCACAGCGGUUACUACAUUCGGUGGUGCACGCGGCGCUGGGUGUGCUGACUGCGUGGUGCACCACUGUGCUCGUCGGUGGCCGCUACCACCUCAUGAGUGCCCCUUCCUCACAGGACAGUGUUGGAGUGGAGGGCCUGUACUUGAACGAGUUUCACGUUUUCCUGCUGGUGGGGGGUGCGUUCUUCGGCUACAGUUACAGUCUCCGAUACUUCAUCAACAACAUGAAUUACUUGUCAUUCCCAGCAAUCCAGCAAUUCAAGUACCUGCGUUUCAAGGCCAGCCUGUGGCUCGUGGUGAAGUACAGCGCUGUGCAGUCCUUCUACUUCCUUCGCAACUACUGCCUCCUUUACUACUUUCUAGGUUACGUUCCUCGAGCCUGGAUAAGCGCCUCAAUGUCUCUCCAGAAAGACAGUUCGGUACCAGCGCUUGACACACUGAGUGGCCUCUUGGACCCUCCUCUCCUGUACGUGGCCUGGCUGAGCGGCACCUUCCUCCUCCUCACCUGGUACCUCACCUGGCUGCUCUUCAAGAUCUUCAUCACUGAGGUUUACCAGUUCCCGGUACAGUUGCCUUUCGGUGAGGACGCCGAUCGAUGUCUUCCUCGAGUCCUGACGUCCAAAGUGUCACCACUUGUGAAGUGUCUGGCUCUGCAGGACCUGGCAUUACUGUCCCAGUAUUCCCCGUGCCGGAGGCAGGAGGUCUUCAGCCUGAGCCAGCCAGGAGGACACCCUCACCACUGGACGGCCAUCUCUAGCGAGUGCCUGGCGCUGCUCCGGGACCUGACACACACACUAACGGCCUAUCAGGAGGUGGCGGCCGGCAAUGGCAGAGUGAAGGCUGUACCACUCACCGCAGAGAAACGGGCCCUGGGCAGCAGCGCAGAGGCCUUGGGCUACAAUGAGGCAGCCAGUUACCAGCCUGCGCUCCGCACCUCCCACCUUUCUCACACGCCCCGCAGCUCGCCGCUGUUCAAGUCCUCCAACUCCUCAGUGCGGAGCCUGCUCAGCUUCCCCUUCACCCCCGACUUGAGCAGCCCCUUCGUCUCGCCUAUGGCCCCCCAGCAGGGCGAGGCCCUGGACAUGGCCUCCCCAUGCUACGGGUCGUUGCAGAGCCCCCACGUCAUGAGGAGGGGGCCCAAACUCUGGACAUCAGCUUCUCGAGCCUCUGGGUGCAUUCCCACCGCUGAGGACUAUCUGGUUCCAGUCAGCUGCCCGACCCCCGAGACAGUGCGCCCCAGCGGCCUCUCCCACUGGCUACUUCACCGUCAGGAACAGGUGAAAGUUUUCUUGUCGCGCCGAGUGCCGGUGGUGUAUUUGUUUCAUAAGCUUCCAGAGGCUUCAAGUCAGGCUGUGUUUGCCAACAGCCAGAUACACAUCUGGGCGCUGGAAGGCCUGUCCCACCUGACAGCAGCAUCCUUCACAGAGGACAGGUAUGGAGUGGUGCAGACCACACUGGCCUCCAUUCUCAGUGUCCUGCUCUCCCUUCAGGAGGCUGUGGACAAACACUUCAAGCUGCCGCACGCGUGCAGUCGGCCUGCGAGGGCCAGCGGGAGCCUGGCCGACUCCUCCUACAGGACGCUGCGCUUCGCCCUGCGCUCCGCCCUCAAGACUUCCAUCUACAGGAUCACCAGCACCUUCGGGGAGCACCUCGGGGCGGUCCAGGUCUCAGGGGAGCACAGGAAGCGUCUCCAGCAGUUCCUGACCUACAAGGUGUGAGCCUUCCGUGAAGUGUUCCUGUGGUUUGCUCAUUCCUGAUUCAGCCCCCGAGUUCCGUGGGGUUCGUGCCUUCACUACAGCCCGGUGCUGGGUCGGCAGGCAGUCAAGACAGACGGACACGUGUUCCCGUGCCGCGCUGCGCUGCUCUGUGUCACCUCUGUCCGGACGGAGCCGGUGGGAGUCAGAUGUUUUAUCGACUGUUUAUAAAUAAAGGUGCUGCUGUGUGUUUUAACAGCUCCCUCGCUGCCA